AUGUUAGUUUUCGGCUCUACUUUUUUCCCUAGACCCGAACCCGGCGUGUCUGGACCCACGUUCAUGUCGAAUAUAUCGAUCAUGAUCGAGGGCAAUUUUCCCAGUUCAAAAAGACAAGCACUAGAUGCAGAACACCGUCAACUUUUGGCUAAUCUUACCGAUGAACAAAAAAACAUCUACCAUAAGAUAAUGCUUCGCAUUGCAAAUAAACAUGGAGGGCUGUUUUUUAUAUAUGGGUAUGGUGGUACUGGCAAAACAUAUAUUUGGAGAACUCUUUCGGCUGCUCUGAGAUCGAAAGGUGAAAUAGUUCUUACCGUUGCUUCAAGUGGGAUAGCAGCUCUACUCAUUCCUGGUGGAAGAACGGCUCAUUCGAGAUUUGUAAUCCCCAUAGAUGUUAAUGAGGAUUCUACUUGCAAUAUUGCACAAGAUAGCCCACUGGUUAGUUUGAUCGCCAAAGCAAAACUGAUCAUUUGGGAUGAAGCUCCUAUGAUGCAUAAACACUGUUUUGAGGCUGUUAGCAAAACCUUCAAGGAUAUACUCAAAUUCUCCAAUCCUGACAGUAAAAAACAACCUUUCGGGGGAAAAAUAGUUGUUUUUGGUGGUGAUUUUCGACAGAUUCUACCUGUGAUACCGAAAGGAACGAGACAAGAAGUAGUGUUUGCUAGCAUUAAUUCCUCAUGUUUAUGGAGAUACUGUGAAGUUCUGACGUUGACAAAAAAUAUGAGGCUACAAUCCGGCAAAUCAGAUUCUGAGGUUCGCGAAGUGAAAAAAUUCUCAGAAUGGGUGUUAAGUGUUGGGGAUGGCACUGUAGGUGGUCCUAAUGAUGGAGUAGUCGAUAUUGAAAUCCCUGAUGACUUGCUCAUAAAAGAUUCAGGUGACCCACUUGCUUCGAUUGUGAAUGAAACUUAUCCAUCAUUUUUAGAGAACAUGGAUGAUAUCAGUUAUUUGCAACAUAGGGCUAUACUGGCUCCGACUAAUGAGAUUGUUGAUGUGGUGAAUGAUUACAUGCUAUCGUUUGUUCCUGGCGAAAUGAUGACGUAUCUCAGUUUUGAUAGUCCGUGUUCAGCGAACGAAGGCAUUGACAGACCUGAUGACAUUCAUACGCCUGAGUUUCUGAAUACCAUUAAUUCUUCUGGUCUUCCAAAUCACGAGUUAAAGCUUAAAGUUGGUGUUCCAGUCAUGUUGCUGAGAAACAUAGACCAAUCGUCAGGUUUGUGCAAUGGCACCCGACUGUCAAUCACGCGAUUAGGAAAGCGAGUCUUGGAAGCAAAAAUUAUAUCAGGCACCAACAUUGGUCAUAAGGUUUUUAUUCCACGACUCACUCUGACGCCAUCCGAUAGCAGAAUUCCUUUUAAAUUUCAACGUCGCCAGUUUCCUAUCAUGCUUUCGUUUGCAAUGACAAUAAAUAAAAGUCAAGGCCAGUCUCUUCAACAUGUGGGUAUUUAUCUUCAAAAGCCGGUGUUUUCGCAUGGACAAUUAUACGUUGCUAUCUCAAGAGUUACCAUAUCGCAAAGGAUUGAAGAUACUUGUAUGUGA
This is a messenger RNA of Erythranthe guttata (spotted monkey flower), 1536 nucleotides long. The record is from RefSeq and is a predicted model, not a curated record. NCBI's taxonomy places the organism in Eukaryota, Viridiplantae, Streptophyta, Magnoliopsida, Lamiales, Phrymaceae.